This is a messenger RNA of Colletotrichum spaethianum, 288 nucleotides long. RefSeq lists its product as uncharacterized. The transcript has a single exon. The coding region runs from base 1 to 288 and encodes 95 amino acids. The record is from RefSeq and is a predicted model, not a curated record. Lineage: Eukaryota; Fungi; Ascomycota; Sordariomycetes; Glomerellales; Glomerellaceae.
AUGAGCCGAACCGCCUCACGACUGCUGCUAUUCCGGCGUCACUGCCCCGGCACCGGACAGCAUUGGUUACCCGUCAAGUCCCCGUUGCUGACGAACACAACCAGGACGGCGGCAUAUCUGGAGACGACCGUCAGUACCAUUGAAACCCGUUCGGGUGCCCCGUCUUACGCUGCCGUCGCCGCAAAAAUCUCCGCCCGCUUCGCGCUCGUCAUCAUGCCUACGCUCAACGCAAACACGAUGGUGAACGUGCAUAUCAUUCCGAGCUUCGCGCCCCAGGACGUGACAUAG